AUGGCAACGUGGGAUGAUUCAGAAGAAUCAGAAACAGAAGAAGGUGAGAAAGCCAACAUAUGCUUGAUGACAAAAAUAGAAGAUAACAUUGAUAAGGGUUGUGAAGGGAUGGAAGAGGAACUCAAGAUUCUUUUGAAAAAAAUUGUUGAGUGUAGCAUGGAACUUAAGACUAAAGAGAAAGAGCUUGAUGCAAUGAAAAAAUUAAUUGAAGGACAAGCAAAAAGAUUAGAGUUAGAAAUGAAGCUACUUGAAGCUUGCCGAGUGAGGGAGUUUGAAUAUGAAGAGAAGGAUUUCAAAGGCCGAGUGAAGGACCUUGAGUCAAAAGACAAUCUAGAUGAAAUCCGAGUGAAGGAGUUGGAAUUAAAAGAGGAGAAAGUUGAAGGCCAACUGAAGAAGAUGGAAUCAGAAAAGGAACAUUUGGAAAGGCGAGCGAAGGAGCUCGAAUUAAAAGAGAAGCAACUUGAAAACCAAGUGGAGGUGUUUCAAACAAAAGAGGAUGAAUUCGAAAGCCGGGUGAAGGAGUUUGAAUCAAAAAAGGAUGAGUUCAGAGAUCUAGUCAAAGAGCUCAAACAUUUUGUAAGCCAGAUAGAGGAUGUCACAUCAAAAGAUAAAUAA
Molecule: messenger RNA, 615 nt
Organism: Cicer arietinum (chickpea)
Lineage: Eukaryota; Viridiplantae; Streptophyta; Magnoliopsida; Fabales; Fabaceae
Source: RefSeq, a predicted model, not a curated record